This is a messenger RNA of Marasmius oreades (fairy-ring Marasmius), 879 nucleotides long. RefSeq lists its product as uncharacterized. The record is from RefSeq and is a predicted model, not a curated record. The transcript has a single exon. The coding region runs from base 1 to 879 and encodes 292 amino acids. NCBI's taxonomy places the organism in Eukaryota, Fungi, Basidiomycota, Agaricomycetes, Agaricales, Marasmiaceae.
AUGAGCGUUUCUGUGCAGCCAGCGAGCGCGAGCGCGAGCACGUCGACGAUGCGUCGAAAACCGAAAUUCACUUAUCAGUCACCGUUGCCUACGGACGUACGAGAUCCAACGAGCCUCAUAAGCUAUUCGAAGAAGACCUCACCACCUCCACCACCUCCACCACCACCAUCGCAAGGGUCGGGCCUGGGUCGGCCUUUGUCUGCAGGACCGACGUCACCAUCUGGUGUGAAAAGAAAGACGUAUAUGGGCAACACAUCACUUCCUCUAUACCAUCCACUGGGACGAUUGGCGUUGUCACUGCCGCCUUUGGACCCUGCCAAGUACGGGUUACCUGUGCUUGCUAGACCGGAUACGGAAUUAAUAGCUCAGCAAGCUCAACUACAAAAUCAACAAGCUAUAUCAUAUUCAAAUGGGAAUACAUCAUGGCGUACGACGCCUACUGGGGCUGAGGACGGUGGUCAGACGUCAACGACGACGACGACGACGGAGAAGGCCAGUCCUCGUAAGAGAAGAAAUGGUGGUGGUGGUGGUGGUGGUGGAGGGAACCGUCGGAAGAGGAAAGAGACGGAGGAAGACGCUAGCUAUUCUGCUGCUAACAAACGGCCGAGAUAUCCCAGGGGAGCCAACACGAAUGGGAGCGUUAACACGGAAGAGGACGGGCCGGCGAACGGUGAAACAGUGAAUGUGGAGGAAGAGGAAAAGAGGGUUGUGGAAAGACGAACGACGCGAUCGCGGGCGAGGAGAGACUCAACGGCGAGUGAGACUACGUCGGCAUCGACGAGGGCGGCGAGCGCAGUGCGAAAGGAAGACGGUGAGAUUGAGAGUAAGAGACGGAGCAGGAGCAAGGAAGAAGGGGAAGUGAGUGAGGAGAGUAAAUGA